Messenger RNA from Linum trigynum, 2120 nucleotides. The record is from the annotation of a GenBank genome assembly. NCBI's taxonomy places the organism in Eukaryota, Viridiplantae, Streptophyta, Magnoliopsida, Malpighiales, Linaceae.
GAAAGUGAUGACCUAUCUUUUUAAGGACCGCACCCAAACUGUUAUCCUUUGUAUCAGUUUAAUUAAUUUUAUCAAUAAUAACUUUCGCAUCGCUCUCAAACCGGACCUAACAUGGGUAUUUUGGAAAUUUUCGCCGGUGGUAGUAUAGUCCAAAUCAACCAAGUGACCCACAAACACCUAGUAGCUGCGUGGGCCAUCAAUCUAUAAGAAUAUCGAUCAUCAUCAUCAUGUCAUGGACUGUAAAACAGGGGAAGUAUAUGUACAACUAGUCAACUACCACAAAAAUUAAGUUCAUGCAUCCAAACUUCUCCCAUAGUCCCCACUCUGCCACUCCCCUGUUCUCCUUCUCCUAUUUAUACUCCCCAAUUCCUCCAUUGCCUUUUCAUAUCUCCCCCCAACUCUUCCUUCCAUCCAUCCAUCUCUCAGACAUACAAAACACAGCAAGAUGCCGUCGUCUUCCACCACCGUCGUCUCCAAAUGCACCGUCAUCCCGCCCCUCAAAUCCACCCCCGCCGCCGUCAAAACCCUCAAGCUCUCUGUUUCCGAUCUCCCCAUGCUUUCCUGCCACUACAUCCAGAAGGGAGUUCUCCUCUCCCGCCCUCCUUAUUCCUCCAUCGAUCUCAUCACAUUCCUCAAACACUCCCUCUCCCUCGCCCUCUCCCACUUCCCCGCCCUCGCCGGCCGCCUCGUCACCGAUCCCACAGGCCACAUCCACAUCUCCUGCAACGACGCCGGCGUCGAAUUCAUCCACGCCAAAGCAGGCCACAUCUUCCUCCGUGACAUCCUUACUUCAGGGGACGUCCCUGAAUUCGUCAAGGAAUUUUUCCCGUUCGACAACACGAUUAGUUACUCUGGACACUCCCGGCCCCUCGCCGCCGUACAGUUCACGGAGCUCGCUGACGCCGUCUUCAUCGGCUGUGUCGUCAAUCAUGCCGUCACCGACGGGACCUCUUUCUGGCAUUUCUUCAACACUUUGGCUGAAUUUUGCAAAGGGGCGCAGAAGAUCUCGAAUCCCCCCGAUUUCUCUAGGAAGACGGUGUUCAACUCCCCAGCCGUGCUGAAAUUCCCCACCGGCGGACCGAAAGUUACUUUCUCCGGCGACGUGCCACUCCGGGAGAGGGUUUUCCAUUUCAGCAGGGAAGCCAUCUUGAAGCUGAAACAGAGAGCCAAUAGCAGUACCAGCAACGCCGCCGCCGUCAAUUUAAUCGAGGUUCUGGGGAAGCAAGGCAACGAUCACUGGAAAGCCGCCGUCAACGGGGACGGGGGCGUCACGAAUAAUGACGACCUGAAGAGCGGCAACAAAACGGCUCCGUUCGAGGUCUCCUCGUUUCAGUCGCUCAGCGCGCAACUGUGGCGCUCCGUCACACGUGCGAGGAACCUGCCGCCGAGCAAGAUGACGACGUUCCGGAUGGCAGUCAACUGCCGCCACCGGCUGGAGCCGCGGCUCCACCCUUACUACUUUGGGAACGCGAUACAGAGCAUCCCGACUCUGGCCCCGGCCGGUGAGCUGUUGGCUAACGACCUGGGCUGGGGCGCGGACUUGUUGCACAAAAACGUCGUCGCACACGGGGAUGCUACGGUGCGGAAGGGUGUAGCGAACUGGGAGAAGGACCCACGUUUGUUCCCUCUGGGGAACUUCGACGGCGCGUCCAUCACCAUGGGUAGCUCCCCGAGAUUCCCGAUGUACAACAAUGAUUUCGGGUGGGGCCGGCCGUUGGCGAUCAGGAGCGGGAAGGCCAACAAGUUCGACGGCAAGAUUUCGGCCUUCCCCGGGAGAGAAGGGAACGGGACCGUUGAUCUUGAGGUGGUGUUGGCACCUGAAACUAUGGCUGGACUGGAGAAGGACGAGGAGUUCAUGCAGUAUGUUUCUGAAAUUAUUAUUAUGUAAUUGAUUAAGUAUUUAACUAAAGAAUGUGUGACUGUUUUUUGUUGUUGUUAAAAUGUGGCACAACUCAGUCGGUCCAUUAUUGCAAUCACAUGCUUUGUACAUUGCUGGUCUUUAUUUUAAGUGUUGCCGUACAAGUUCAUCAGUAUUUUCUAUGGAAGAGUAAAAUAACAAUAUAUAUGCAGGCAUCAUUUUUUGUCCAGUUUGAAGGGGCAAAUUAAACUUAUGAAAUUAC